AUGCGAUUAUUUCUUUGCUGCACGAUGUUCGCAUUAUUUGCAAUUGGAAUUUUUGGUCCAACGGAGUCAAGACAGUUAGGGAAAUUGAUUGAGAAUGACAAUCUCAACACUCUCAAAUGUUUGGACACGAUUAUAGGAACAAUCGAUUGGGUGAUAGAUGAUCUGAUAGUGAUUUCCAACGAUAUGGACGUGUUGAAGGGUCAUAUGUUCGAACGAGUUUCAAAUUACGUGUGGAAAGUGUAUUCCAUCAGAAACGAGAUAAAAUUGGUGGAGUAUUCCAACGGAAUAAUAUUUUCCGAUGACUUUGACAGCUUGAAUGAAACUUUGGACGUAAUCAACAUCAAGCAAAUGGAUCCCAGAGGAAAGUACAUAAUCGUCAUGAGACGUUAUUUCGUAGACGUAACGGAAAUCAGAGAAGCUUCGCUAGGAUUUCCCGCGAAAAUGUGGGGCCUCGAUAAAGUUAAUAUCAUCUUUUUAUUACCUCGCAAAGAAGAUGUUCUCGUAAUGACUUAUUUUCCCUUCGUUAAUAACUGCCAACUCGGUGAACUGGAGAUCCUUGACGUUUGGAAAAAUAAUUACGGCUUCGUUAAGGGCGUUGAAUUGUUUCCGGCAAAGAUGCUCGACGCAAAGGGUUGCGUUCAAAAUAUUUCACAAAUUUUAGCCAACGAUACCAGAUUUGAAUCGCACUGGGAGCAGACUGAGUCGGGAAACUUAAAGAUGGGAGGCGUCGGGGGUAAACUGAUAAGUUUGAUCGCCGAUAAAUUGAACGUCACCCUCAAUAUACUGGUCAAACCGUCAUUGGAUUGGCCUGCAUAUAUCGAUCAGGUGAUUCGGGGUGAAACGUUCUGCGCUGUAGCCGGCGUAUUUCCUUUGUCCGCUUACCUCGAAGACCUAACUCUGGAAACCGGAUACCUGCAAGUCAGCUACGGCCUUGGUUACAAGGUCAGAAAUUUCGAUAUCUCGUGGCUCAGUUUGAUGUGUCCACUGUCGAAAUUGGUACGGAUUUUCAUGGCAUGUACAUUCCUGACAUAUCUCGGGCUGCUCUGGUUGUCGAAUAGUCCUUACACCCGGGAAAGUCAUGCGCUUAACAAAUUGAAAAUCCUAGACAUAUUUGGCGUCCUGGUAGCCAGUUCUCGGGUCAUGCCGACCGGCUUGUUCGGCCGAUAUUUAUUCGGCAUGUGGAUUCUAUUUUCCUACUUGAUGAGCGUUGCCUACACCUCCGGGCUGGUCAGUUUCUUGACCACUCCGAAUGAGAAGGAACCGAUAACCACCUUCGAGGAGUUACUGGCCGACGGAAUGAAGUUUGGCGGAAGUAUCGACCACAGGAACUUCUACUACGAUCCAUCGGACCCAGUGAUGAUGAAAAUUUACGAAAAUUUCAAGAUCAUACCGACCGAAGAAUCCCAGCGUAUCCUGGACGACAAAGAGGGUGCGACCGGUGUCUUUUCGUCGAACGUCAAAAUUCACAACGCUCUGAAUAUCGACAACGCCAGCAACCAAAUUCGCAUGUUGGAAGAAAGGGCGUUCACUUUUCCAGUUCCACUAGCAUUGAGACGAGGCAUGCCUUUCUCAUUAGGGAUACAACGAUACGCUUCGCGAGCGGUCCAAAGUGGUUUGGUUGAUUAUUGGGUCAAUUUCUACAGUCCUACCGCAAGGAUCGUAGGGACCCGGAGUAAAAGGCCGUCUGUACUAACGACGCGUCACAUCCGGGGCCUCCUCUACAUUCAUUUCACCGGGCUGAUUCUUAGCGGUGUGAUAUUCCUCGGGGAAAUUUAUUUCCACAAACAGUUUAUCGAAUAAGAUGAAUUGUUUGUCCGUGUAAAUUAUUUUUCGAUGUGAUAGAAAAAAUGCAGCAAAGGCAUUUGUAGGGAAAUAA
Messenger RNA from Athalia rosae (coleseed sawfly), 1876 nucleotides. Its product is annotated as probable glutamate receptor. Gene Ontology annotation, cellular component: membrane. Gene Ontology annotation, molecular function: ligand-gated monoatomic ion channel activity. Lineage: Eukaryota; Metazoa; Arthropoda; Insecta; Hymenoptera; Athaliidae. The record is from RefSeq and is a predicted model, not a curated record. The coding region runs from base 1 to 1800 and encodes 599 amino acids. The transcript is spliced from 3 exons.